GGAAACCGGGAAUUCGGGAAUUCGCAAAAGUCUCGAGCCUUUGGCGCCAUCGAAAUCACUGGAAAAAAAAAAAAAAGAAACGUGAAACCGAAAUUCGAGGGUGCUUUCGGGGUACCCCGGAUGAGGAAGCUUUCCGAAGGGAGCAUGUUCCUGCCGGCAGUUCGCGGGAAGAGGCUGCUCGUCUAGCUGCUCCAGAAGUCGUCUUAAGGACCCUACACGCUUCCGGGAACACGAUGGGGUCCUCGAGCGUCCACCUGGGGCUGCUCGGAAGGAUGUUCCUUUUGACUGCCUUUCUUCUCGUACUUCAGAAAACAGAUGCCUUGGAGGAGAACUGCACGGACUUCCAAGGGAGCACCGUGAGACACGGACUUCUUUACGUGCCUGGACCAGCAGUGUGCAGCCUCUGUGUUUGUUAUCAUUCGGAACCCAUGUGGUGUCAGGCGAUCUACUGCUCUCCGCCCUACAAAUGCAAGAGGUUUCGAGUCGGAGAGCGUUGUUGCGAAUUCGAGUGCCUGGACGAGACGGAUGCUGAUUGGACCGGUCCCGAUUUAAUCAUCGCCGCAGGAUCAUCGAGCAGACCGAAGCUGAGUAUUUUCAGCGUCCUGGCGAUCCUUGCUCUUAUUAUAAUCCCCUAAUUUAAUUCGGUAUCUCCUUGCUCCUUUUCUUAUAAAAGUACAAAGUCAAAAGCGCGCCUGACUACGGUAGCCGUCUGCUCGCGAGAAUAUUUAUAAAUCAUUCAAGCGGGUAAUAAAAACCGAGCGGGCGUCCGGAGUUUUUUAAUAGGCUAGGCGAAAAUAGGGGAGAAUCGACCGCGUCUAAGUGCCGCGUGCAUUUCCGAAGGAAACUGCUUUUGCAAGAUACCUGCAAUUAUAUGCAGUUAAUGGCAGCUUCGUUAAGUCUUUCGACGAAUUUCACGCCUAUUGAGCUCUAAGCGAGUCGCUUCGAUUUUUAUUCCAGACUUGGAUCCCGUAGGUCGGCUUGCGAAAGAAUUCAGAAUAGCGAUCGAGCGGUCAGACUAUUUAGAAUGUUAAUUACCCCCUGGGCCAUUUCAAGGGAAUAAUCGAACUUGGACUCGCAAAUCGGCUGGGCCGGUUGAAAGAAAAUCCAUCCACUUUUUCUUUUUUUCCCGAAGACGUUCAACGAUUUCUCAUAUGUCACGUUUAAAGCCGACGCGUCGGGGAAUUAAUGGGAUUUAUAUCGGUAUGGGGUAAUGCGAAGAAAAAAAUAGGAUCCACUUGUUAAAUGGCUAAUUUGUACAUUUUAAGACGUUUAAAGCGGGACCCACUUAGGUAAUCGACGAGUACAUAUCCACUUGUAUAGAAUUUGGUGCUACUGAUGGAGUGAAAAUAUAAUUGAAAUAUUUAUAUAGCCUGUAUGCGAGAGAUUAGACUAGUUAAUGGCGAGGGUUCCAAAGGACCGAACGUUGCCUAAUUUUACGUGAUACGAGAACCUCGCUUUAAUAUAGUUUAAUACUUUCGCAUAGAAAUGGAAACAACGCGACAUAUCACGCCAUUAAUAGGUUUUCGCUUCUGCGCUAUUGCAAAUAAGAUUUUUCCACUACCCUAUUGAAAGAAAAUUGAAAAGCAAAUAUCCCAGAUUGUGGAACAACUAUGUAUAGUAAUUCCGAUUCUUUCAAUUUGAAAAGCUGGAAGAGAGCACGUUUCUGUUUAAUCUACGAGCGUAAUCACAUAAUGGAAUAGAAGAUUGUAACGUUUGGAUAUUAUAUCUAAAGGUGAGCUUAAGUUUGGCCAUCUUCGGCAGGUGCCUUUUCGGAAACAGCUCAAUGAUCGAACGAGUUCACCUGUUUCUCAAUCUGGGAACUAUUUUUCGCUAAUAUUUUUAAUUCGUGACAGGGUAAGACGUCUGUGUUAGAAUAAGGUCGCGAUGCGAUCGACGGGGCUAGAAAUACUCGUGUGUAAAUAAUUCAUAGGACGGGAAGGACGUGCAAGGAACGGUUCAUUUUAUCGGUCAAAAGAGCCCGAAUGCUCUAUAAGCAAAUAUUCCUUUCCAUUUCUAUAUCUCUUCUCGCUUUAUAAAAAAUAAGCUUGAAAGUACGAUUGUUAUAUCAAAAGGCCCACCCUAGGUUGUAAUACCUGGGACGAGUCCCGACUUAUAAGUUACAUUUUAGUACAUCUCUUUGAUCUAAUCAGCCAAUUACCUCUUCUUGAUAUCGAUUAAAAGACGAAUGUAAAAGUAACGAAAAAUCAAUGAAAUCGUCACGAUGGAGAAAGCCAUAACGAUGCUUCUAAUGUAUACCGAUUGACCAAUUUCUCUAAGCUUACGAUUAACAUUAAUAUUUACACGUACGAAUAUUUAUUACCCAGUACCAGUGUAAAUACAUCGAUAAUGAUUCUUGCAUAUCAUUACAACGUGUGAUUACUUCUGACCAUAAUUCGGAUUAUAUAACGAUAAAGGGGCCUUUUAUGUAUAAACGAUAAUUAUAAAUUCACCGCAAUUAUCGACAGAAGUCACAUUAAACGAAUUUGAAAAUAA
Molecule: messenger RNA, 2493 nt
Organism: Orussus abietinus
Lineage: Eukaryota; Metazoa; Arthropoda; Insecta; Hymenoptera; Orussidae
Exons: 4
Coding region: 234-635 (133 amino acids)
Cellular component (GO): membrane
Source: RefSeq, a predicted model, not a curated record